Molecule: messenger RNA, 856 nt
Organism: Harpia harpyja (harpy eagle)
Lineage: Eukaryota; Metazoa; Chordata; Aves; Accipitriformes; Accipitridae
Gene: MRPL17
Product: mitochondrial ribosomal protein L17
Exons: 3
Coding region: 47-562 (171 amino acids)
Biological process (GO): translation
Cellular component (GO): mitochondrial large ribosomal subunit; ribosome
Molecular function (GO): structural constituent of ribosome
Source: RefSeq, a predicted model, not a curated record
GGACGUGCCUCCCGCGGUGCCCGACGGCGGCGGCUGAGGCGGCGGGAUGCGGCUGUCGGUGGCGGCCGCUAUCUCGCACGGGCGAGUGCACCGGCGGCUUGGGCUGGGCCCGCGCUCGCGCCUCGACCUGCUGCGCAACCUCGUGACGGCGCUGGUGCGGCAUGAGCGCAUCGAGGCGCCCCGGGCGCGGGCCGAUGAGAUGAGGGGCUACGCCGAACGGCUCAUCGAGUACGCCAAGCUGGGGGACACCAACGAGCGCGCCAUGCGCAUGGCGAAUUUCUGGCUGACGGAGAAGGACCUCAUCCACAAGCUGUUCAAGGUGCUGGCACCCCGGUUCCAGCCCCACCCCGGCAGCUACACCCGCCUGCUGCAGAUCCCCAACCGGGAUGGCCUUGAUCGCGCAAAGAUGGCAGUCAUCGAGCUCAAGGGCAACCCUUUCCCACCGCUCAUCUGCCCGCGCCGCAACACUGAGAAGACCCUGAUCAACCAGCUUCUGAAGGGCUACCGGCAGGACAUGCAGCAGGCGGCAGCCCCCCAGCCCCCCAAGGGCACACCUGUCUAGGCAUUCCCCCCUCUGCCCUGAGGGGGGGGCCCCGUGCCUGCGCAGGGACGGGGCUUGGCCUGAGCUGCCCAUGCACCAGCCAGCUUGUCGCCAUUCUGGAGCACAGGAAUGGAAAAUGUCCUGGGAGGUCUGAAGGUUGAUUACUAACCAUGAGUUGCCAUAACAGGGGCGCAAGCUCAAGGUUUACUUGUUUCAUCCUGUAGUUUGAAUAAAGACUCAGCAAGAAGAGGAACUCAAGCUGGGAACCCUAAUGGUUGAUACUCUCUGUGUAAAUAAACUCUGUUCAGAAAGUGA